Molecule: messenger RNA, 3090 nt
Organism: Ochotona curzoniae (black-lipped pika)
Lineage: Eukaryota; Metazoa; Chordata; Mammalia; Lagomorpha; Ochotonidae
Gene: CAPN2
Product: calpain 2
Exons: 21
Coding region: 94-2196 (700 amino acids)
Biological process (GO): proteolysis
Cellular component (GO): cytoplasm
Molecular function (GO): calcium ion binding; calcium-dependent cysteine-type endopeptidase activity
Source: RefSeq, a predicted model, not a curated record
CCGCGCGCCGGGCCCUGGCCGCGCCCCAGCCGAGCGCUGCGCGCCCGCAUUCCGCUCCGCCGCCCACUUGGCUCCCCGCUCAACGCCGCGACAAUGGCGGGCAUCGCAACCAGGCUUGCCCGGGACCGGGAGGCGGCCCAAGGGCUGGGCUCGCACGAGAGGGCCGUCAAGUACUUGAACCAAGACUACGCGACGCUGCGGGACGCGUGCCUGGAGGCCGGGACGCUCUUCCAGGACCCGUGCUUCCCGGCCCUGGCCCCUUCCCUGGGCUUCAAGGAGCUGGGGCCCUACUCCAGCAAGACCCGAGGCAUCGAGUGGAAGCGACCCACGGAGCUCUGCGGGGACCCCCAGUUCAUCGUGGGAGGAGCCACCCGCACAGACAUCUGCCAAGGAGCCCUGGGUGACUGCUGGCUGCUGGCGGCCAUUGCCUCCCUGACCCUCAACGAGGAGGUCUUGGCGCGGGUCGUGCCCCUGGACCAGAGCUUCCAGGAGAACUAUGCGGGCAUUUUCCGCUUCCAGUUCUGGCAGUAUGGCGAAUGGGUGGAGGUGGUGGUGGACGACCGGCUCCCCACCAAGGACGGGGAGCUGCUCUUUGUGCACUCGGCAGAGGGGACUGAGUUCUGGAGCGCCCUGCUGGAGAAGGCCUAUGCCAAGAUCAACGGGUGUUACGAGGCACUCUCAGGGGGUGCCACCACCGAGGGCUUCGAGGACUUCACGGGCGGCAUUGCCGAGUGGUACGAGCUGAAGAAUGCCCCGCCCAACCUGUUCAAGAUCAUCCAGAAGGCUCUGCAGAAAGGCUCGCUCCUGGGCUGCUCCAUCGACAUCACCAGCGCUGCAGACUCGGAGGCCGUGACACGACAGAAACUGGUGAAGGGCCACGCGUACUCCGUCACCGGAGCCGAGGAGGUGGAGAGCGCUGGGAGCCUGGAAAAGCUGAUCCGUAUCCGCAACCCCUGGGGGGAAGUGGAGUGGACAGGCAGGUGGAAUGACAGCUGCCCGAAUUGGAACACCGUGGACCCAGAGGUGAGGGAGAGGCUGGUGGAGCGCCACGAAGAUGGGGAGUUCUGGAUGUCACUCCGCGAUUUCCUGACGCACUACUCCCGCCUGGAGAUCUGCAACCUGACCCCGGACACCCUCACCAGCGACAGCUACAAGAAGUGGAAACUCACCAAGAUGGACGGCAACUGGAGGCGGGGCUCCACCGCGGGCGGCUGCAGGAACUACCCGCAGACCUUCUGGAUGAACCCCCAGUACGUGAUCAAGCUGGAGGAAGAGGACGAGGACCAGGACAACGGCGAGCCUGGCUGCACCUUCCUGGUGGGCCUCAUGCAGAAGCACCGGCGGCGCCAGAGGAAGAUGGGCGAGGACAUGCACACCAUCGGCUUCGGCAUCUACGAGGUUCCAGAAGAGCUCAAGGGGCAGACCAAUAUUCACCUGGGCAAAAACUUCUUCCUGACCACGCGAGCCACGGAGCGCUCGGACACCUUCAUCAACCUCCGCGAGGUGCUCAACCGCUUCAAGCUGCCGCCUGGGGAGUACAUCCUGGUGCCUUCCACCUUCGAGCCCAACAAGAACGGCGACUUCUGUGUGCGCAUCUUCUCCGAGAAGAAAGCUGACUACCAAGCUGUCGAUGACGAGACGGAGGCCGACCUUGAAGAGAUCUCCGUCAGCGACGACGACAUUGAUGAUGGAUUCCGGAGGCUGUUUGCCCAGCUGGCAGGGGAGGAUGCCGAGAUCUCAGCCUUCGAGCUACAGAGUAUCCUAAGACGAGUCCUAGCGAAGAGACAAGAUAUCAAGACAGACGGCUUCAGCAUUGAGACAUGCAAAAUCAUGGUGGACAUGCUGGAUUCGGAUGGGAGCGGCAAGCUGGGACUCAAGGAGUUCUACGUUCUCUGGACGAAGAUUCAGAAAUACCAGAAAAUUUACCGGGAAAUCGACGUCGACAGGUCUGGCACGAUGAAUUCCUAUGAGAUGCGGAAAGCUCUAGAAGCAGCAGGCUUCAAGCUGCCCUGCCAACUCCAUGAGGUCAUCGUCGCUCGCUUUGCCGACGACCAGCUCAUCAUCGACUUCGACAACUUUGUCCGGUGUCUGGUGCGACUGGAAACACUCUUCAAGAUAUUUAAGCAGCUGGACCCCGACAACACCGGCAUGAUACAGCUCGACCUCAUCUCUUGGCUGUGUUUCUCAGUACUUUGAAGUUACAAGGACUCUGCCUGAGGAUGUCUCAUUGACAAGAAAAGCAGCCAAGAAGUUCCACGAAGGAACACCUUGUCUCUGGACCUUCAAGUUUGGAAACAUUUACUGAAGCCAAUGAGUAUAGCUGAACACGCUAUUACUUGAGAUAGCCCAACUUUUACGUAUCAAAGAUUUGCAUAUCAUUAUACUAAAUGCAAGUGGGCUACUUAAUCCUUGAUAAACUCAGAGAAACAGUGCUCACUUUUUACCUUUAAAAACUUUCCUACUGAUAGCAAUAUUAAGCCAGAAAAAACAAAAAUGCAGGAAAGUAUCCAACAACAGAGCAAUGAAGUCCGUCUCAAAGGACGUGAGGGAGGCCCUUGCUGGGACAGUUCAGGUAACUUGAAAUUUAAACAUGCAACAGCAUUUGCCAGACAGCAGCCCCACCUUGCAGUUCCCCACAUCAGGACACCCCCUGGUCAUGGAUUCUGGAGCUCCUAUGGGAAAGUAGGGCUCUGACGUGUGACUUAAACAAGGGAGGACCUGAACAUGCCGCUGAUGGGGAACUGUGAACCGCUCUCAUACCCCAGCACCUCUGGCCUUCCUGACACACUUUGUCUUACACGGCCCGACACAGUCCUACUCCUGACCAGCUGAAGCUGCACAGCAGAACCACGUGUCCACUUUGCAGGCUGGCUCCCAUGAAGGGCUCAACAAGUCCCUGGCUGCCUCAAAACCAUGACCAUGUGUCUCUGCAUAGGGGAUACCGCUUAGGGGUCAGUCCUCCUGGAAAUGACACAAGCUUGUUUCCUGGCUUGACCUUGGGAAGCUGCUAGCAAUGUAAUAGGCACACCGCCCUGUUGCCUUAUCUUCUUCCAAACAUACCAUUGAAUAAAGUCGCCUGGACAACCUUAA